GUACGACAUCGGCCCCGGCGACAACCUCUCCAGCCUCAGAGCAUCCAAAAUUACUCGAGGAUCAAAACAAUGUCGGCUUCAAUACGUGCGAUGCAGCUCCGAAAGGUUGCUAUUCGGCUUCUGCCAGAGCAAGGCCGCACCACAAACCUGCUUUUACGUACCAACUCCUGCAGGCACAUUGUCCAGAAGCUCGGUAGCUUUCAACUCCAACAACAAUUGCGGCUCAAAUCAACGUUUGAUCCCAAAUCCUUCGAACCAGGCCAACAGAAGUCCGAAGAUGGAGAGGAAAAGAAGAUUCCCAAACCAUCCGUCGGCCAAAUAUUCUCGCAGGCCUUCAAGGGUGCAAUCCAGAUGUUGGGUGGCGUGUUUCGCAGUGAGAACUUGAAGAAAGCUUGGCAGACGCAUCCUGGCGAGUUCAGUUUGGCAGUUAUAAUGCUUACCGGUGUUGCUGGCGUCGUGGGUUACACCGUCUAUCUCUACUUCAACUACUUUUACGCCGAACAGUUCACUCGGUAUCCGGAUGAGGUCGCAUUUUCCCUACGCAAGGCCCUCUACUACGGUGAUUAUGUCAAGGACCCGAAGCUAGCUCUCAAGUACUAUCAAAAGGCAAUCGAACAGUGCUUUGAGCACAGGCUAGACUUCUUCUCGGACGAGUUCGUUGGAGUCAGGGUCAGGCUGGCCCAAUGGCUUGAAGAGACAGGUGCAUACGAUCAGGCUAUUCAUGCGCUGGAGGUCAUCCUCAAUGACCAUAAGCGCUGGGUUGACAUGAUGGAGCAGCAGAUCAAGGAGGGCAAGAACCCGGAUCAACUGCUGACCGCCACCACUGCGACAGUAAUCCCAGCCAAGGACGCUGAAGGCCAGCAGAGCGAGCAAGGCAGGGAAGCAGCAGCGCAGACAACUACGAAUUUGGCAGCUGCUGGCUCUGCUGCGGAUGCCAAAACCACUCAAGGGUCUCAUAGUGCUGCGAUUGACGAUACAACUGCUAACGGACAACCUGAAGCUCCUCGGGAGACUAUUUGGGGCAAGAGGAACCGAAUCAUUCGCAGAUCCAUCGGUAUUGCUGUCAAGCUCGGCCAACUCUAUUCAGACGAACACGUUCUCAAGCAAGACCUCGCUCAUGAGCGCCUCACAUGGGCAGUGGAGACGCUGUUGAGAGAAAUGCAGCGACGUUCCACCGAAGGCACAAAGCCCGGCGAGUAUGAUUUUCUCAGCGAUGAGGAGGUGGGAGGUGUUUUUGAGCAGCUAGGCCAAAGCUUUUUGGCCAAGGACAAAGCUCACUUGGCGGUGCCCUUGUUCUUCCAAGCCCUCAACCUCUGCAAGGCGCCCUGUCAUACUGCAACGUUGAUGAACAACCUGGCUACAGCAUUUGCUCAGCAUCCCAUCACUGGUGACAACAUUCCGCAAGACUUAAUCAAGUUCUCCAACAAGUCAUCCCCAGAGUGGUGGGCGGCCACUAAAGCCACCUAUCUCGAGUUUGCCAAGAAUUGGGCCAACAACGCCGUUGGGCUCGCUUCUAGCACCAAGGGAGAAGAUGUGCGAACUCCAGAGUGCGACCAGGCAUGUGCAGUUGCCCUUUGCAACCUGGGUGAAAUCGCAAGCCUAAGUGGGAACCCGGAGGAGGCUCGCAAACGCUUCAACCAAUGCAUCGCUAUGAGCAACAAGCUUGACUUCCCAGAAGGUGUGAAGCAAGCCAAGGCAGGACUCAAGGAACUCACAACAGGCGAGAAGAAAUGAACACAAACUGCCACUACCAGUGCAGUACUGAGACAGGCGCCGCCAGCUAACUCAUCUCAAUGCCAUGAGGGAACUGCCCUAGUAUCUGGGCAUCAUCUUCUCCGAGACCAAUAAGCUUUAGAACUAUCGAUGUCACAAGAUCUGGCACGUGGUUAACAGCACCGGAGCUGCGUUGAAAGAGUGGACAUCCAUCACCUAGGAGGACUAGACAUGAUCACGCAAUGGCGAUGCAAAUCCCGAGUGGACCCUGGGGAAACAGACUCAAAGGCCGUGGCAAGGUUUCGUGCCGUGGCGCAUUGCUGGGACAAAUUGCUGCUGCCUAGACCUAGAGCCUGUCUCCAACGGGCAUGCAGGGGUCUUUGAGCGGAAUUCUCCGAGACGCCAAUACAACGGCGCUAUCACUGCUUCAUUGUUAACAGGGUCUGCCAGGGGCGUAUCGGCGGGACAAUGGGGAUCAUCUGAAGGGAUUGGCUUUUGGGAGGCUCACACGGCGUAUAGUGGAAGGUAAAGGACGCUAGGGUUCCGACAGAUGCCGAAUCAAGCGUAUACCCUCGUAUAGUAGCGUGCAACUCCACCGGCAUUCGGGCUUGUGCCGG
This is a messenger RNA of Pyricularia grisea, 2330 nucleotides long. RefSeq lists its product as uncharacterized. Gene Ontology annotation, biological process: protein quality control for misfolded or incompletely synthesized proteins. The record is from RefSeq and is a predicted model, not a curated record. Gene Ontology annotation, molecular function: misfolded protein binding. Bases 70 to 1734 code for a protein of 554 amino acids. Gene Ontology annotation, cellular component: i-AAA complex. Lineage: Eukaryota; Fungi; Ascomycota; Sordariomycetes; Magnaporthales; Pyriculariaceae. The transcript has 2 exons.